Molecule: messenger RNA, 516 nt
Organism: Beta vulgaris subsp. vulgaris (sugar beet)
Lineage: Eukaryota; Viridiplantae; Streptophyta; Magnoliopsida; Caryophyllales; Amaranthaceae
Product: cytosolic sulfotransferase 15-like
Exons: 1
Coding region: 1-516 (171 amino acids)
Biological process (GO): sulfation
Cellular component (GO): cytoplasm
Molecular function (GO): sulfotransferase activity
Source: RefSeq, a predicted model, not a curated record
AUGGCUCGAAACCCGUAUGACACGUUCGUCUCCGCGUGGAAGUUUUUGACGCAAAUAUACCCGGAGUUUCUUCAUGAAAUGACAAUGGAAGAUUAUUCAGAGAUCUUUUGUAAGGGCGAGGAUGCGUUUGGGCCGCAUUGGGAUCAUGUAUUAGGGUAUUGGAAAGAGAGCUUGGAGAGGCCUAAUAAGGUGUUGUUCAUCAAGUACGAGGAUAUGAAGGAAAAUGGGAUAGUUGAGAUGAAGAGAUUAGCUGAGUUUUUAGGGUGUGGAUUUUCCCUAGAGGAGGAGAAACAUGGGGUUAUAGAGGAGAUUAUGAAGCUGUGUAGCCUGAGUCAUUUGAAGGAAUUGGAGGUGAAUAAAACUGGGAAGUAUGUGCCAAUAUUCGGAAACAAUUUGUACUUUAGAAAGGGUGAGGUUGGUGAUUGGGUUAACCAUUUCAGCCCUACUAUGGUUGAGAGAUUUGAUCAAAUGAUGAAAGAAAAAUUUUCUGGUUCUGGUCUGGAGUUUAGGAUGUAA